This is a messenger RNA of Solea senegalensis (Senegalese sole), 1776 nucleotides long. Its product is annotated as gamma-aminobutyric acid receptor subunit gamma-3-like. The record is from RefSeq and is a predicted model, not a curated record. Gene Ontology annotation, cellular component: dendrite membrane; GABA-A receptor complex; neuron projection. Gene Ontology annotation, molecular function: GABA-A receptor activity; GABA-gated chloride ion channel activity; benzodiazepine receptor activity. The coding region runs from base 32 to 1276 and encodes 414 amino acids. The transcript has 8 exons. Gene Ontology annotation, biological process: signal transduction; synaptic transmission, GABAergic; monoatomic ion transmembrane transport. Lineage: Eukaryota; Metazoa; Chordata; Actinopteri; Pleuronectiformes; Soleidae.
GAGUAAGGAUUGUUGGAGGACAGAUGAGUGAAUGAAACACUCAUUCACUCACUCACUCACUCACUCUUCUUCUCUCGCAGUGAAACCGACAAUCAUCGACGUGGGAAUCUACGUGAACAGCAUCGGUCCUGUGUCGUCCAUCGACAUGGAAUAUCAGAUCGACAUCAUCUUCGCUCAGACCUGGGUGGACACACGUCUGCGCUACAACAGCAGUAGCAUGAGGAUUCUCACCCUCAACAGUAACAUGGUGGGCCUGAUCUGGCUGCCCGACACCAUCUUCAGGAAUUCUAAAACUGCUGAUUCUCACUGGAUUACGACGCCCAAUCAGCUGCUGCGGAUCUGGAACAACGGGAAGAUACUCUACACUCUGAGGAUGACCAUCAAUGCAGAAUGCCAGCUGCAGCUCCAUAAUUUCCCGAUGGACGAACACUCCUGUCCUCUCGUCUUCUCCAGCUACGGUUACCCGCGAGACGAGAUCAUUUACAAGUGGAAGAGAAACUCAGUGGAGACGUCGGAUCAGAAAUACUGGAGAUUGUACCAGUUUGACUUCAUGGGCCUCAGGAACACCACGGACGUCCUCACCACCACGGCAGGUGACUACGUGUUGAUGACCGUGCACUUUGACCUCAGCAGAAGAAUGGGUUACUUCACCAUCCAGACGUACAUCCCCUGUAUCCUGACCGUGGUUCUGUCCUGGGUUUCCUUCUGGAUCAAGAGCGAUGCCACGCCCGCCCGGACGGCGCUGGGUAUCACCACGGUGCUGACCAUGACCACGCUGAGCACCGUGGCCAGGAACUCGCUGCCCAGAGUCUCCUACGUCACCGCCAUGGACCUGUUCGUCACCGUCUGCUUCCUGUUUGUGUUCGCCGCCAUGAUCGAGUACGCCAUGCUCAACUAUUACUCGUACAGUCUACGCAGACCUCCUGCAAAGACCCAGAGGAUGGUAAGAACGUUGCUGUUGCUAAGCGCUAACUAUGUCUUCCUGUCUUUUCAGGCCUACACGAGCUUCAACUCGGGUCGUAAUCCUCGCACCAUGAUGCCCAUGAGCAACUCCCUGUUCUGGCACGACUACGACGACAACUGCGUGUACGAGUGUUUGGACGGGAAAGACUGCAAGAGCUUCUUCUGCUGCUACGACGAGUGUAAAGAAGGCGGCUGGAGGAAAGGACGCGUCCACGUCAACAUCAGCGAGCUGGAUUCCUACUCCCGGGUUUUCUUUCCCACCUCCUUCCUGCUCUUUAACAUCGUCUACUGGGUCAGUUACCUCUACCUCUAGAGACCACAACUCCAUCUCCCCGAACUCUGGACCCGAGACUCGCGAUAAGAGGCGGGACACGAGCGUGGACCAGGACGUGGACCAGGAUCCUUGAGGAAGUCUUGAGGACAGUAAAAAGCUUGGCAGCAGAAAGACGAGGACGUCGACGAGGACUUCAGUGAAGACGGUGAAGCACCCAUAGUGCCUUCUUUAGAACAAGGGUGCCGAAAGACAAAGAAACCCCGCCCCCAUCAUCUUUUGCUGUGUUUCCAUCAUGGUUCGGUCCAGUUUGGAAUGGUAAAGUCCUGGAGGACGUCUUUUUCCUCCUGCUCAGUCUGUGGCUGAUCAGUCUGGUUUCUAGUGGUUCACUUUGGCUCAGUAUGGUACACAUCAGUGAGGGCGGAGCUAGAACACAUGAUGCUGUGUUUCCAUCAUGGUUCAGUUCGGUUCAGUUCAGUUCAGUUCAGUUAAGUUCAGUUUAGUUCAGUUUAGUCCAGACCAGACCAAACCAGACUGAACCC